ACAGUGAAGCCUGGCGUGUUGCAGUCCAUGGGGUUGCAAAGAGUCAGACACGACUUAGCAACUGAGCAACGACAAGCACAGUGGCAGGCAUAUAGUAAGCUGUUUGUAAAGGUAGCUCUCUACUCUAAUCCUUGAAAUAGUCCAACCUGAGCCUGAUGCUUCAUCUAUUCUGGGCAUGUAGAGUGCAGAAUUCAUGGUUGUAUGCUAUAGAAACCAUUUCUGGAGGAUUUAAGGAGAGGAGGAAAUUCCUUGGUGGUCCAGUGGUUAGGACUCUGUGCUUUCAAUGCCGAGGGCCCAGGUUUUCACAAACAAAGAAAAGAAAGCAAAGAAACAACAAUAACAGAGAGAGAAGAAACUCACUUAAAAGAUGUUGGAGGAGUGCAGAGAAGUUCUGCGAAGGUUGCAGAGCCAGGCUUGGAGAACAGGCUGGAUCAAGAGCGGCUGGACAGCCCAGAGAGGACUGUGAGACCUGCCUGAACCCCCCUCUUUGAAACUCUGCUCUCCUGGAAGCUGACGUAGCACCAUCCACAGAGUGGGCUCCCUCAAUCUGCCGCCUCGGGACCACUGGCUUCUGAUCACAGUCUGGAUGGGUACAUGUGGUCAGUCUGGUCCAUGGCACGUGCCUGCACCAUGUGUUGGGGCGAGGAGGUCGAAAUUCAGCCUGUUGCCUUUCCGGCUUUUAUAGUGGAAUGUGCCUUCUGCCUCCUUCCAGCCUCUAGUGAGAGAAAAUUCCAGGUGCUGGGCAUCCAAAACACCUGGGAAAUGUCUACAUGGGAAAUGAGAUAGGUGGCAGGGGCAUGAAGGGGGAGCCCUCUCCAGAGCUGGGUUGUUGCCACAAGACCAAGCUCCUGGGGAGCACAGGGGAUUCUCUGUCCCCCCGCCUGGACUCCCAGCUCUGCCAAGAUGGCCAGGUCUUCCCAGCCUUCAAGCCACAUCCAGACACAGUGGAUCCUCAUGGCCAGUCCUGGGCCAGCUGGCUCUGCCCAUGGCCUCUGGCACCAGCCAAGUCUGCCCUGCUGGCCUGCCCCCAGGGCCUGGACCUAUACCUGUGCGCCCUGCAGUCGACAACCCCAGCAGCAGCCCCGCGGGGUCUCAGAGAGGAUGCUUUGAGCACACGGCACCUGCCACCAAGGCUGCCUGCCAGCUCCUCCAAUGGCGAGAAACUCCCAGCCAAGUGUCCUCCGAGCAGGGACAAGAUGGGAAGCCAGACAGAAAGAGCUGGCAAGGGGUCCCCCUGCCCAUCCUUCUCUCCUCCCAACAGUUCUUCCCUAAAUUCUUGGCAAAAUAAGAAGAGCCCCUUGGCUUUCUGCUCCUGCUCCACACCCCCACCCAACUCCAAAGAACUCUCCUCCCACUUCCGCCCAUUCUACCCUGCCUACCCAUUUUUCCUGCCCCCUCCUUACCUGGUCACGUGGGGGGGCCUACCUUCAGUGCAGUGUCCCCCCCUCUUCAAGCUGCCCCAAGACACCCCAUAUGCCACCAUGGCUGUGCCCAGCUUGCUGAUUAACGUCAAUGAGCCUGAGCACCCCAGCACCUGGGCGGAGACCCUGCGCCCCUACCCAGGGGCCUGUCAAGACUCUGGCCAAACCCAACCCUCCCAGAGUCAGAAUCCAGGCCCUGCCACUGCCAGGACCUACUCCACGGGACCGGAGCGGGCUGGCAGGGCGGCUGCAGGAAAGCGGGCCCCGCCGGGCUCCCAGGCUGGCUCUGCAGCGCUGCCUUACCCGCUGAAGAAAGAGAACGGCAGAAUCCUGUACGAGUGCAACGUGUGCAGUAAGAGCUUCGGGCAGCUCUCCAACCUCAAGGUCCAUCUGCGUGUGCACAGCGGGGAACGCCCGUUCCAGUGUGCCCUGUGCCAGAAGAGUUUCACCCAGCUUGCCCACCUGCAGAAGCACCACCUGGUGCAUACUGGGGAGCGGCCCCACGAGUGCCCGAUGUGUCACAAGCGCUUCAGCAGCUCCAGCAACCUCAAGACCCACCUGCGCCUGCACUCGGGGGCGCGGCCUUUCCAGUGCAGUGUCUGCCCAAGUCGCUUCACCCAGCUCGUUCAUCUGAAGCUGCACCUUCGUCUGCAUGCCUCACGGCCCUGCGGUCUGGCUCACACCCACCUGCCCCUGGCAUCUCUCACCUACCUUGCCCGCUGGCAUCAGGGGGCCCUAGAUCUUCUGGCAGUGCCAUCAGAGAGGCAGAUGGACUGGGACGUGGACAAGGUCAAGGUGUCCUCAGCAUCCCGGGGCAAGCCCUGGGGUGGCCAGAGCUGCCCUGACCUGGCCCAGGGCCAGGGCAGCACCAGCAAAGUCAGCCUCAAGGCCGAAGCCCAGAGCCGCUCAGAGUUGGACCUUCGGGCAGGGAGCCUUGGCUCCUGGCUUUGGAAGCGACGACACAGCUCAGGGGGGCCGGCGGAGCCUCUGGGGCGCCUCCAGAGACCUGCUGUAGGCAGCGCCUCUGACCUGGCCAACUAUGCCUCCAUGGGGCAAGACAGCCUGGCACCAGCAGUGACCUCAGGAGAGCCUGCUGGAGCCAGGGGUCCCUCAGGCCCACCGCCGGCGCCUGGAUGUUUGGAACAAGGACCUCCGGGCCACACCUGCCGGCAACCCCCACACUCAGCCCGGGGGUUUCCUCUGUGGCCUGAGGCACCCAGCAACCUGGAAGACAUGCUGCCCCACCCAGCGUCCUGCCCCAGGGCAGAGGGGGCAAAGGGCGAGCCUACCAGCCCAGGGCCAGCCCUGCUAGAGCCAGCCCAGACCCUACAUGAGCGUCCCUCUGCCAGGAGGACCCGCUACUACCGCAUCACUGUCAGCCUGCAGGGGCGUGAGCAAGCACCUGGGGAGGAGACUGAAGAGCCCAAACCGGCCCAACCAGCUCCCCACCCCUGCGGCCCUGAGGAAUCCAGGGGCUGGCAGGAGCCUCCCCAGGGGCCCCGCCCCAUCACAGGGUGCCUAGCUGACCCGCCUCAGGAACCCCAGCUCCGAGCCCCACCACAUCAGGGGAGCAUGGCCCAGCGGCAGGAGCUCCGGGCCGGCCGGCCGCCUGGGUCCCCGCACAGCCGGUCCUUCAACUUCACCCCUUGA
This is a messenger RNA of Odocoileus virginianus texanus, 3071 nucleotides long. Lineage: Eukaryota; Metazoa; Chordata; Mammalia; Artiodactyla; Cervidae. The record is from RefSeq and is a predicted model, not a curated record.